AUGAAUACCAACUCGGCGUCUGUCAUCAGUGAGGAUGAAAUCAAGGAUCUUGUGGCCAGAUUGGAGGCCAAACUCCGAAACAGCGAUCCAGAAACCCGUGUCACACCCCGAGAACUUGCGGCCUACAAGCGCAACGUCGCUGCACGAGUUGUACGCAGAACGAGAGGUCAAGAUUAUCUCGACGACGCCAAAGCCAACUUGGAGGACCGCCUUGACGCGAUGAGAGCUAUUCACAACACCAUCGGCACCCACGAGGACUUCAUCCCCAUGUACCAGUCCGACAAACGCACCCUACGAUCUGCCCGUUUGUGGGCGUCGAUGUUGACGAUGGACUUCGACCUCUUGCUUAAGUUCAAAGACAAACUGAGUAUUGGAAGCAGACGCGAGAAGCGAGAUGUGCUCUACUCGCUUCUGCAGUCUGUGAACGGAGAUGGACUAAAGUACCUGGGUUGGUGGUCUCAUGAAACCCCAUUGCCAUACGAAGAGGAAACCUGGGCUGGAAAUCCCACGCAGAGAGAUUUGGCUCUCAAGCGCGACGGCUUCAGAUGCGUUCUGACCCUCAAGCAGAUCUACCAACCAUCUUGGGCGACGACGUUCACGACAAACUGUGCGCUUUGUUGGAACCUGGCGCACACGAUCUCCUUGACUCGCCUGCCAAACAUGAUCACGAUGAGCCCUUCCUUGCGCAAGAUGUGGAGCGAAGGCAAAUUCGGUCUUGAACCCCUACGCUACGUGGACAAAUGGGUCGUGAUGAGGCCGGACGAAGAAACCAACUUGGAAAGAGCCGCAGGCAGCAGCAAGGACACCAAGAAUACCAAGGAGACGAAGGACACCGAGGAUACCAAGGAUACCAAGGACGCCAGGCACGCGGGAAAAUUGAAGCAAAUCUACGGACUGGAAACUGGCUUCCAUUGGCUGAAGAAAACCAACCUGGGAGGUAUCAAUGACAGCCCUGACGCAACAGACGCCGACCCUCGCGAAAUGUGGGAAGCGCAAGAUCACGAUGAGGAGUUCUUCGCCGAUAAUGGCACCGCUCUUGACGAUGGCCAGAUUGUUACAAUCUGGGCCGAAGACAAAAGUCUACUUCCCAAUUGGGACCUACUCGCUAUCCAGUGGCGAGCUUCCCGUCUUCAUAGACUUUGGGGAGGCGCUGAUCUUCAUCUAUACGCCCCUCAAGAGGAGCAGGACGAGGAUGCAGGUGGACGGCGACAAAUGGAUUGA
Molecule: messenger RNA, 1221 nt
Organism: Colletotrichum aenigma
Lineage: Eukaryota; Fungi; Ascomycota; Sordariomycetes; Glomerellales; Glomerellaceae
Exons: 4
Coding region: 1-1221 (406 amino acids)
Source: RefSeq, a predicted model, not a curated record